UCCAGUGGAGUGGACGCCAUCCGCGUGAAUCCGGCGAGCGCGCCAAGCCUGGUCAAGCCAGUCAAGACCGCCGCCGUCGCUGUCUCUCUCGCACUCACGGGGCGAGAGAGGCCGAGCGACGUAAUGCCGUGCGGAAUGAGUGUGCUUGCUGACUCCACGGCUGGGAGAGGGGGAAGCCUCCGCGGUCCGUGGCGGUGCCCGCGGUGCCCGCCGGACUGUCGGACGCCGGCCAGUCUGUCUGUACGUGUGCCCCAACGUGUAUGUGCCGCGCAUGUGAGUGACUCGGGGGAGUGUUGGGGUCGUCCUGGUCCCUAAGCCGCCGGUCCCUCCCCGGGUGACGGCGACAGCCUUCUUGGGGGAGUCCGUCGCGGGCCCUCCCCGCCCCUUCUGCCCCGGCACGCCGUCGGCGCGAUGCUGUCUCGGAGCGCUAGCCACAAGUGAGGGGCGGUUUUCUGCCUCCGAACCUCAGUCACGCUCGGCGUCCGUCUGGUCGGCCCGGUGGUCCGGUCCGCAGCUUAGCGCCGGUCACUCCACUCGCACUGCAGCAGCCGGUGCCGGUAGUGAGGCGCUAGGGCGCUAGGCCCUUGUCAACAACGCGCCGUCUGCUUUCGCCCCCGCCGACACGAAUCGCGAUGGCCCGACUCUGCACGCUGUGGCUGUGCCUGGCCGCCAUGGCCUCCAUGGCCGCCGCCUCCGCGCAGCGCUACCCCGCCACGCAGUACCCCAUCUACUACGCGCACACGCAGCCGCCCCCGCAGGCCGCGCUGCCGCCGCAGGUCACGGGCUACUCGGGCUACUCGGGCGCCUGGAGGCCCAGCGAGCAGCAGGCGUACACCCCGCAGCAGCAGCAGCAGUACUAUGAGCAGUACUACCAGCCGCAGCAGCCGGUGGCGCUGGCGCUGGAGCGCUCCGCGGGGCCGGCGCCAGCGCAGCAGGGGCAGCAGGCGGUGCAGCUGCAGCCCUUGCCGCCGGCCGUGCCGGGCCAGCAGCCCUUGACGCCGGAGCAGGUGGCGCUGCGGGAGGCGCAGACGCAGCAGGAAUGGACGCAGACCGUGGACAACAUCAUCGCCCGCGGCGUGCUGGAGCUCUCGCUGAGCCUCGCCAAGGCCGUGGAGGAGGACGGCGACCUGGCCGGCCAGGUGUCCAACGUCGUCUUCUCCCCCGUCAACGUGGCGUCCGCGCUCGCCCUCGUGCUGGCCGGCUCCAACGGCACCACGUUCUCGGAGAUCGCCAAGGUGCUGGGCAUCGCGACGGGCGUCAACGUGCUCUCCAACAGGGAGCGCGUGCACCGGGAGUUUGGCCGAUUCCUGAACCAGCUGGAGACGAACUCCGCCCUCGUGAAGGCGGGCAACACCUCGUCUGGCGGCAACCAGGUGAUCUUCGCCAACGGCCUGUUCGUGCAAAACGAGUACAACAUCCAGCAGCAGUUUGCCGGCAUCGCGCAGGCCUACCGUUCCCAGGUCAUCCCCGUCGAGUUCGCGCGCGAGCCCGGCCGCACCAAGGACAGGAUCAACAACUGGUUCUCCGAGCACACCAUGGGCCGCAUCCGCUCCGUGCUGUCCGAGGCGCCGCCCACCGACACCAAGCUCAUGAUCGCCAGCGCGCUCUUCUUCAACGGCGCGUGGGAGGCUCCCUUCCCGUCCGAGGCCACCAUGACUCGGCCGUUCUACGGCGCGAGCCCCAACGGCAGCCUGGAGGCCUUCGCCGUGCGCAUGAUGACCAACAACAUGGACCUGCCGUACGCCGCCGACCGCGCACUGGGCUGCCGGCUGCUGGAGCUGCCGUACAAGGGCCGCGACGUGUCCAUGUUCCUGGUGCUGCCCGACGCGCAGGGCGUGGACGAGCUGCGCGCCCUGGAGCGGCGCCUCAACUCGGACGUCCUGGAGCAGCUCAUCGCCUCGCGCAAGGACGCGCCCGUCAUCUACUCCGUGCCCAGGAUGAAGCUGGAGCGGUCCAUCAGCCUGCGCACGGCCCUCGAGACGCUCGGCGUGCGCUCGCUGUUCGACGAGAACCUGGCCGACCUGACGCUCCUCAGCGACUCCGUGGUGCAGCGGAGUCCCGUCCCCGCGGCCGCACCGGCGAGCCAGGCGAGCCAUGCAGCCCCCGCCGCUGGUGGUGCUGCCGGGGGGGCCGGCCACGCCGCGGGCCCGGCACCACCACCAGCCGCUAGCACCCCGUCCGUAGCCGCACCGGCCGCGCAGGCCAAGCCGCCCAAGCCCACGACCAGGAGGCCGGCCGGCGAGAACAGCAUCGGAACGUCGAACGGCGAGAACCUGUACUUCUCGAGCAGGCUCAGCGAGCUGGCCGCCAACAACUCGGUGCAGCCCGAGGGGCACCCCGACGGGCAGCCCAUCGUGGACCGGUGGGGAGCCCCGCAGCAGCAGCUGGCCGCGCGCCUCUACGCCGACGACGUCCUGCACAAGGUGGAGGUGGAGGUGACGGAGACGGGCACGGUGGCCUCGGCGGCCACGGCCAUCACCAUCUCGCGCGACGGCUCGAACCACGUGAUGCGCUUCAACCGGCCCUUCCUCUUCUUCAUCCGCCACAACGCCACCAAGCUGGUGCUGUUCUACGGCAGCGUGGUGCGGCCCAUGCCCGACUGGAUCGUCCCCGGCGUGGACGUGAGCAAGCUGCCGCCCCAGCGGCCCAGCACCGCCCAGGGCGGCAACAACCGCCGUCCCCCGCCGCCCGCCGCGUCCUCGUCGUCGCAGGGCGCGCAGCAGGGCUCGCAGGGCCGGCGGCCCGCCCCCGCCAGGCACCCCGUCGACGCCACGACGCCGCGGGCCGGCGCCAACGGGUAGGACGGGGGCGCGGACGUGGACGAGGACGCGAUAGUGUUUCCGGACUACCCGAUGUGAACUGAGACCAAGACCGACAAAUCGCAAAGGCUGUGAGUGGCUCUGUGAGGCCGCGGUGACGCCGGUUCGCCGCGGCGCAAGGCCUUAUGUCCGCGCAGCGUCCGCCCCGCCCGCGCAGUGUCCGCCCCCGCCCCGCUAAGGCGGCUGGGACGAAUGUGGAGUGAAGUGCGUCCUGCGCCCUGCCCUGCUGCCAGUCGGGGAGGCGAGCCGGGGCACCCGUGGGCCCCACGCAGACGCAGGGGUUGACGGCCUCGGCGGCACGCCAACGCCAGUUCGCCAGCCACAAGGAAAGAACACGCCCGCCAACUGAAAACGGGAACCUGCAGCCUGCGGGGUGCCCUGGCUGUACUUUCUUCCUAAUUUUAAUUUCCGAGUGUCGAUUCUCCGCCUCGCCACGUCCGACUGUAAAUGAAGGCAGGCGGGAGAAUCUCUGGUGUUGUGUAGGCAGAGGAGGCUCGGUCGAAGUACGAUGACGAGUCCGCCCGCCCCACUGCCAAAUCGUGUCUACGACGCUUUUUAUUGUUCUUCCAGCAGGCAUCUGACUGUUAACGACAGGCAGACAUGGUGCCUCGAAUUUGUGAUCUUUUUUAUAGUUAUCUAAGUGUAUGUGCAAUAUGGUAAUUCUUUGUUUUUACGAUCGUUACUGUCUUCUUUAAGUAGUUUGAUUACGACUUUUGCGAAAUAGCCUAAAGGUCGGUUGACUUUGUUGAAGAGUAAUAAAUUAAUUCCCAUUUUAAACA
Molecule: messenger RNA, 3598 nt
Organism: Thrips palmi
Lineage: Eukaryota; Metazoa; Arthropoda; Insecta; Thysanoptera; Thripidae
Product: serine protease inhibitor 28Dc-like
Exons: 7
Coding region: 633-2801 (722 amino acids)
Molecular function (GO): serine-type endopeptidase inhibitor activity
Source: RefSeq, a predicted model, not a curated record